Molecule: messenger RNA, 4658 nt
Organism: Thalassophryne amazonica
Lineage: Eukaryota; Metazoa; Chordata; Actinopteri; Batrachoidiformes; Batrachoididae
Product: neuropilin-1a-like
Biological process (GO): axon guidance; vascular endothelial growth factor signaling pathway; angiogenesis
Cellular component (GO): membrane
Molecular function (GO): vascular endothelial growth factor receptor activity; semaphorin receptor activity
Source: RefSeq, a predicted model, not a curated record
GGCGAUAAAACAAGGAUGCAUUGUGGAUUAGUUUUGAUCCUGUUCAUGGAUCUCUCGGCGGUCAAGGCUUUCAAAAACGACAAAUGUGGAGGCACCGUCAGAAUCACCAACGCAAACUACCUCACGUCGCCCGGAUACCCGAUGUCUUACCCUUCGUCCCAGAGGUGCGCGUGGGUGAUCACGGCGCCCGGUCCUCACCAACGGAUCCUCAUCAACUUUAAUCCGCAUUUUGAUCUGGAAGACCGCGAGUGCAAGUAUGAUUAUGUGGAGGUGAGAGAUGGAGUGGAUGAGAGUGGUCAACUGGUGGGGAAGUACUGUGGGAAGAUUGCCCCCUCCCCGGUAGUCUCUUCAGGAAACCAACUCUUCAUCAAAUUUGUGUCUGACUACGAGACCCAUGGAGCAGGUUUCUCCAUCCGAUACGAGAUCUUCAAAACAGGACCUGAAUGCUCCAGGAACUUCACCUCCAACAGCGGCGUCAUAAAGUCCCCGGGUUUCCCUGAGAAGUACCCCAACAACCUGGACUGCACUUUCAUGAUCUUCGCCCCGAAGAUGUCCGAAAUCAUUCUGGACUUUGAAAGCUUUGAGCUAGAGCCUGAUCCGACACCCCCCACUGGUGUGUUUUGCCGCUAUGACCGGUUGGAGAUCUGGGAUGGCUUCCCUGGUGUUGGUCCAUAUGUCGGGAGGUACUGUGGGCAGAACACUCCAGGCAGGAUCAUCUCUUACACGGGCAUCCUGGCACUGACAAUCAACACAGACAGCGCCAUCGCCAAGGAAGGCUUUUCGGCCAACUUCACUGUCAUCGAAAGGACCGUUCCCGAAGACUUUGACUGUAGCGAUCCUUUAGGAAUGGAAUCAGGGGAGAUAACUUCAGACCAGAUCAUAGCCUCAUCCCAGUACAGCCCCAGCUGGUCUCCAGAGCGCUCGAGACUCAACUACUAUGAAAAUGCGUGGACACCAGCUGAAGACUCAAACAAGGAGUGGAUACAGGUAGACCUUGGGUUCUUGAGGUUUGUAUCAGGUAUUGGUACUCAGGGUGCCAUUUCGCAGGAGACCAGGAGGGUCUACUUUGUGAAGUCAUACAAAGUAGAUGUCAGCUCCAAUGGGGAAGACUGGAUCACUCUCAAGGAGGGAUCCAAACAGAAGGUUUUUCAAGGCAACACCAACCCAACAGACGUCACCAAGACGAUGCUGCCCAAACCCACACUGACACGCUUCAUCCGGAUCCGUCCUGUUACCUGGGAAACAGGCAUUGCACUGCGCUUCGAGGUGUAUGGAUGUAAGAUAUCAGAGUACCCCUGCUCAGGCAUGCUGGGAAUGGUAUCUGGGCUGAUCACUGAUAACCAGAUCACUGCAUCUUCACAUACGGACCGGAGCUGGGUACCAGAGAACGCCCGUCUCUUGACGAGUCGGACAGGGUGGACCCUGUUGCCCCAGCCCCAACCUUUCACCAGUGAAUGGCUUCAGGUGGAUCUGGGUGAGGACAAGCUUGUCAGGGGGUUGAUCAUCCAGGGAGGGAAGCACCGUGAGAAUAAAGUGUUCAUGAAGAAGUUUCGCCUCGGCUACAGUAACAACGGCUCAGAAUGGAGGCUGGUGCUGGAUGCUAAUGGCAACAAGCCAAAGCUCUUUGAAGGGAACAGUAACUAUGAUACUCCUGAACUGAGAAAUGUGGAGCCUCUGCUAACCCGCUUUAUCAGGAUUUACCCAGAGAGGGCAACUCCUGCUGGAAUGGGCCUUCGACUUGAGCUCCUAGGCUGCGAGAUUGAAGCUCCUACUGUCCCACCCACCACGCUUGUUCCAAAUACAACUCCAUCAGACGAGUGUGACGAUGACCAAGCGAGCUGCCACAGCGGCACAGGUGAUGACUACGAUAUGACAGGUGGUGCCACAAUGCCAGAGACUACUACCGUUGACGUAAAAACCAUCCCAGAUUUUCUGGGGUUUGCGUGUGACUUUGGCUGGGCCAGUGAUCCAUCCUUCUGUAGCUGGACAUCAGAGGACACUGGCUCUAGGUGGCAGAUCCAGUCCAGUGGCACACCAACCCUCAACACUGGACCCAACAUGGACCAUACAGGUGGAUCAGGGAACUUCAUCUAUACCUUAGCAACAGGUCCUCAGGAGACAGAGGUGGCUCGGCUGGUAAGCCCUGUGGUCAACUCCCCAGAUUCAGACCUGUGCAUGUCCUUUUGGUACCACAUGUUUGGGCCGCACAUCGGCAUGUUGCAUAUUAAACAACGUAAACAAACGGUGGAUGGACCAGCUGACAUCCUGCUGUGGACAGUUAGUGGUCACCAGGGCAACCGCUGGAGAGAAGGUCGUGUCCUUGUCCCAAGGACAACCAAACCCUAUCAGGUGAUCAUUGAAGGACUCGUGGAGAGAAAGAGUUGGGGAGACAUUGCUGUGGAUGACAUUAAGGUUCUCAGUGGUGUCAGCAUGACUGAUUGUAAAGAUCCUGAUGUACCUACAGAGCCAAUGUUACCAGAAGAUCGUUUCAAUGAAAUCAUUGAGGAGAUCACUGACUACCCAGAUAUUGUGGAGAGCAAUGAGAUUAGCGGACCAGGCAACAUGCUGAAGACGCUCGACCCCAUCCUCAUCACUAUCAUUGCCAUGUCCGCCCUGGGGGUUUUCCUGGGCGCUAUUUGUGGUGUGGUUCUGUACUGUGCCUGCUCACAUGGAGGCAUGUCGGACAGAAACUUAUCGGCACUGGAGAACUAUAACUUUGAGCUGGUGGAUGGGGUGAAGCUAAAGAAGGACAAACUCAAUGUACAGAACUCGUAUUCAGAGGCAUGAGAUGGGACAGAGUGCACAUGAUGAAUCGUGCCACGUGCACAAAACUGGCUGUAGUCAUUUCCUCUCAUACGUCCAUGAGCAGGCCUGCUUGAUGGACUGCCAGCACCCUAAACUCACUGGAUGAUGGUCAGGUUUAGGUGUCUGCCGGAGGUUUGGACUGAUCUUUUCUCAGGAGCUGCAGUUAAAAAAAAAGAAAAAAAAAAAGAACCUACCAGUAGGGGACACUGUGUAUAAAAUAAAUACAGUAAAAAAAUGUACAGAUGAUUUAGAUGAUAUUUUAAUUUUCUAUGUUGAUUUUCAUUCAUUUUUACAAUCGGAUGCUGGUGUUGAGACCAAUUUAUAAAUAAUGUUUAAAGUAUUUAUCGUUUUCUGGGAAGAAAACUUUUUUAUUAUCAGUUCAUGAAAGCUGUUGUUUAUUUUCAAGUCUGAGGAGAGACGUAUCAAAAUCCGAAAUGAACCAUAUCCGGCAAAACUGUAGAUUUAUACAGGGAGUGGCGUACAGGGUGUGCCCAUAAUCCCAUGACGCUGAUACAUAUCCCUUCUCCCCUUUGACCUCUGACCUCCAUCAUUCUAAAGUGACGUUCCCAUCCAUGGCAACGUAUGGUUCUGACAGUGCCUUUAGUACAUCUCAGCUGGCCUCCUCUGUUGAUUUUGGUUUUUUAUGUACUUACCUUCAGUGAUGUUGACAGCAAACAGGGGCACAUUUAUUUAGUCCAUCACAAUGAUUUGUUUGGCUUGUUUUUUUGUCCAAAACCUACAAACUGUAAAUAUGUUUUAAUAUAUUUUAUUGCCCUUUUUAAAGAAAGUAAAAAAGAAAAAAAAGCUGCAGUAUCCCUUUUUUCACGAGGUGUGUGUGUAAAUACAAUCUUAUGACUGUUUUGUGGAAGGUGCAGUGUUAUGGUUUCACUUUUAAAAUCACCCUGGCUCGUGACGAGCACAAUCUGUGUGAUGUUACUGCAAUUUCAACGCGCGUUCAAGCCCUCUGUCGCCAAUACCGUCGGAGGACAAAUCCAAGUCGGAAGGCAACGACGGAAGCAUUCUUCAUCGUAUCUCUGCUGUAGGUUUGACAUCAAACAUGCACACAUCUCUCAUUUUAACAGCAAAGGAGGCGUUAACAUGUCUGAAAUGUCUGCCAAAUACCAAAAAAAAGACGAAAGAAAGAAAACAAUCAUUAUUGCUUUGCUUUGGCUAACACCUUAGACGAGCUCGCCGCGUCUGAACAUCACUGUGGAUUGGUUUUUGUACACAUCUUGAUAAACUCCGCCUGAAUGCACUUUGUUAUGGAUUCCCUCUUUGGUAGGCUAACGGAGGGUUAACACGCUAACUGAAGAAUGGUGCUAUCAUUACUGUAGCCACAUGUUUGUAUUGUUCACAUGCUGUAUUGUAGCAUCCAAGAGUUUCACAUGUAGCAGCCAUAACCUUGUGAUGUCACAGCUGAUUGUCAUUAAGAAGGGACACUUGUACAGCGGGGAACUGAGUGGCAUCAACAUGGCCUCCCCGCCAUUUUACCAAAGGACAGCUGCCUCUUUCAUGUUUCCGGAUGGGAUUUUGGGGGGUAACCAACACAUAGUUCACCAAACAGCCAUCAACAACAACUGACGCUCACUUUUCCCUGUGUGGAAAUUAGGAAGCAUCAGGGUACGACACCUGCAGGAAAGAGCAACCCCGUUUUCUCUGUUUUUAAGUUUAAAACAACCAUCACGUCCAUGUGAACUCUUCAAUGUCUCUGAGACUCUGUGCAGGUGGAUAAGUGGGACAAUCUCACCAACACAAUUGUGGAGCAGGCUGUGUGAACUCACUAUGAGACUGUAGCAGGAAGAAGGACCCAUGGGAGCUGGAACUCGGUGGUUUAUACACCACGGCAAUCGGAA